Molecule: messenger RNA, 2073 nt
Organism: Hipposideros armiger (great roundleaf bat)
Lineage: Eukaryota; Metazoa; Chordata; Mammalia; Chiroptera; Hipposideridae
Gene: HYAL2
Product: hyaluronidase 2
Exons: 4
Coding region: 332-1759 (475 amino acids)
Biological process (GO): carbohydrate metabolic process; hyaluronan catabolic process
Cellular component (GO): cytoplasmic vesicle
Molecular function (GO): hyalurononglucosaminidase activity; hyaluronoglucuronidase activity
Source: RefSeq, a predicted model, not a curated record
GUGGGGAGGGCAGCCAGCCAGUAGGGCAUACCGGAGGGAAACGGGGUCAAAGUGAUCCCCUCCCCCGCGCCGCUCCUGCCCCUUUCCUUUCCGAGGGGCAGCAGGAAGUGAGGAGAAAGGACUGGGGUGGGAGGCGGGAGCAAGUGGGAGGGGAUGGGGUUUAUCAAGUCGCCGGCAGGCUGCCCUGCGGGCAGCAGCUGGCGUGAGUAGCUUGGCUGGAGAAGAUAAUCCCGGGAAGAAGGAAGGCCUCCGGCCUCUUGGGCCAACGGACUCCCACAUAGUUCCUGAGCUGGUGUCAGGCAGGUGACACUGUCUGCCUGCAGCCCCCAGCAUGUGGGCAGGCCUGAGCCCUGCCACCACACUGGCCCUGGUGUUGGCGGUGGCAUGGGCCACGGAGCUUAAGCCCACAGCACCACCCAUCUUCACAGGCCGGCCCUUUGUGGUAGCAUGGGACGUGCCCACACAAGACUGCGGCCCACGCCUCAAGGUGCCACUGGACCCAGAAGAGAAAGCCUUUGACGUGCAGGCCUCACCUAAUGAGGGUUUCGUGAACCAGAACAUCACCAUCUUCUACCGCAACCGGCUAGGCCUGUAUCCACACUUUGAUUCAGCAGGGAGGCCUGUACAUGGUGGCGUGCCACAGAAUGGCAGCCUCUGGGCACACCUGAAGAUGCUGCAGGAACACGUGGAGCACUACAUUCGUAGACAGGAGCCUGCAGGGCUGGCAGUCAUCGACUGGGAGGACUGGAGGCCUGUGUGGGUGCGCAACUGGCAGGACAAGGAUGUGUACCGCCGGUCAUCACGCCAGUUGGUGGCCAGCCGCCACCCCGACUGGCCAACAGACCGCGUAGUCAAGCAGGCGCAGUACGAGUUUGAGUUCGCUGCGCGGCAGUUCAUGCUGGAGACACUGCGCUUUGUGAAGGCAGUUCGGCCUAGGCACCUCUGGGGCUUCUACCUCUUCCCCGACUGUUAUAACCAUGACUAUGUGCAGAACUGGGAGACCUAUACAGGCCGCUGCCCUGACGUGGAGGUCUCCCGAAACGACCAGCUGGCCUGGCUGUGGGCCGAGAGCACGGCCCUCUUCCCGUCUGUCUACCUGGAUGAGACACUUGCUUCCACUGCCCAUGGCCGCAACUUUGUCAGCUUCCGUGUUCAGGAGGCCCUGCGCGUGGCUCGCACCCACCACGCUAACCAUGCACUCCCAGUCUACGUCUUCACACGGCCCACCUAUAGCCGCAGGCUCACGGGCCUUAGUGAGAUGGAUCUCAUCUCCACCAUUGGCGAAAGUGCUGCCCUGGGUGCAGCCGGUGUCAUCCUCUGGGGCGACGCAGGGUUCACCACCAGCACGGAGACCUGCCAGUACCUCAAGGAUUACCUGAUGCAGCUGCUGAUCCCCUACGUAGUCAACGUGUCCUGGGCUGCCCACUAUUGCAGCUGGGCCCAGUGCCAUGGCCAUGGGCGCUGCGUGCGCCGUGACCCCAGCGCCAAUACCUUCCUGCACCUCAGUGCCAGCAGCUUCCGCCUAGUGCCUAGCCAUGUACCUGGUGAGCCCCAGCUGCGACCAGAGGGGGAGCUCAGCUGGGCCGACCAUGACCACCUGCAGAAGCACUUUCGCUGCCAGUGCUACUUAGGCUGGGGUGGCGAGCAAUGCCAGUGGGACCGUAGGCGGGCAUCUGGGGGUGCCAGUGGGGCCUGGGCUGGGUCCCAGCUCACCAGCCUGCUGGCUAUGGCAGCCCUAGCCCUCACCUGGACUUUGUAGGGAUCUCUCACCUGGCUGCCAGGCAAGCUGGCCUCUGCCACAAGGGCUCUGCCAGGCAUGUAGGAGCCUGCAAGGGGUGGACAAACUAGAGUGUGAAUGGGGCAGAGCCCCUGGGAUGCCCAGUAGGGUGUCCAUACCAGUUCUCACCCCCCUGUUCUAAGGGGGAGGAGCUGUCCCCUGCGAGGCACCUUCUCUCCCUGCCAGAGAGGAAGAGGCUGGGGAGGACCUGACCCUACUCCCCUGCCCCUGGAUAGUCUAUUAUUAUUAUUUUGGGGUCUCUCUUGUAAAUUAAAUAUAAAACAACUCCUUUUGUG